Messenger RNA from Lactuca virosa, 564 nucleotides. Lineage: Eukaryota; Viridiplantae; Streptophyta; Magnoliopsida; Asterales; Asteraceae. The record is from the annotation of a GenBank genome assembly.
AUGCUCCUACCGAACGAUCAUCUGUCCAAGAACAAUCAGUGGUGUCUAUUUACUUUUCUUCUUCUGUUAACUUAUGUAACUCGAAUCGUAGUUAAAUCCACUUCCACGGACGUAAUUAAAUUUAGCCAAAGGAAACCACAUGCAUGCCAUAUCCAGCCAAUCACAGCCACUGCCACUCAGGCACCUCCUGCUGUUUCAAGGACCAGUACCGGAGGGAAGACCAAGGUUGGAAUCAAUGAGAUCCAGCCACAAUUCCACAGGGUGAUUUUGGAGCUGACUAUAUUCAGAGAUCUAGCCACAAGAAGUGCUAAUAAGGUGGUGAUCUCAGCUCCAUCAGCUGAUACGCACAUGUUUGUUGUAGGGGUAAAUGAGACCACAUACAAAUCAAACAUGGAUAUUGUAUCCAAUGCCAACUGUACUACUAACUGCUUAGCCCCUUUAGCCAAGGUGGUUCAUGAGGAGUUUGGUAUCAUUGAAGGUUUGAUGACAACUGUACAUGCAACCACAGGCUGUGGGAAAGGUGUUGUCAGAGCUAAAUGGAAAGCUUACUGGAAUUGCUUUUAG